Messenger RNA from Oryza sativa Japonica Group (Japanese rice), 2450 nucleotides. The record is from RefSeq and is a predicted model, not a curated record. NCBI's taxonomy places the organism in Eukaryota, Viridiplantae, Streptophyta, Magnoliopsida, Poales, Poaceae.
CUUUGUUGGGUUGGGUUGGGUUGGGUUGGGUCCGUCCGAUGAAUGUGAAGAAAUCCAAGACUGACGAGACGACAGGGCCGGUGCGGUGCGACGGCGGUCGGCUUCGGCUUCUUCGUUUCCAUCGCCGGCGGCGGCGCCUCCUUCCCUUCCCUUCCCUUCUAUGCGCGGCCUCCUCCGCCGUGUCUACCUCCGCCUCCCCCCUUUCCCUCCUGCCACCUCUCUUUAUUAUUGGUCAAGAACAAGACCUGCAGCUGCAGGGCCCAACCACCCCAUCCCUAGGCGCAUGUCGACGUCCUCUACUGCCGCGGCGGUCGUUGCCGAGGGCUCCGCCGCUCGCCGCUUCUGGAUCGCCGCCGCCUCGAGGGAGGCCGCCUUCGCCGCCUACACGCCCUUCCUCGUCUCCCUCGCCGCCGGGGCCCUCCGCCUGGAUUCCUUCCGCCAAUACAUCGCCCAGGAUGCCUACUUCCUCCACGCCUUCGCCCGCGCCUAUGAGAUGGCCGAGGAGUGCGCCGAUGACGACGACGACAAGGCCACCAUCGUCGUCCUCAGGAAGGCCAUCCUCCGCGAGCUCAACCUCCACGCUUCCGUCCUUCAGGAAUGGGGAGUCGAUCCCAACAAAGAAAUCCCUCCAAUCCCAGCCACAACUAAGUACACUGAUUUCUUACUUGCAACUUCCACUGGAAAGGUUGAUGGUGGGAAAGGUUCUGAUAAAAUGGUCACACCAUUCGAGAAGACGAAAAUUGCUGCAUACACUGUUGGGGCUAUGACCCCAUGCAUGAGGCUUUAUGCGUAUCUGGGCAAAGAACUUGCAGUUUUCUUGAAACAGGAUGAAAAUCACCCAUACAAGAAAUGGAUUGAGACUUAUGCAUCCAGUGAUUUUGAGAAUAACGCACUCCAAAUAGAAGAGUUGCUUGAUAAACUAAGUGUCUCUCUAACUGGCGAGGAGCUUGAGAUUAUUGGGAAGCUCUACCAGCAAGCUAUGAGGCUGGAAGUUGAGUUCUUCUCUGCUCAGCCAGUAGACCAACCUGUUGUAGCUCCACUCUCAAGAUAUUGUGGUCCGAAAGAUAAGCUCUUGAUAUUUUGUGAUUUUGAUUUGACAUGCACUGUUGUUGAUUCAUCUGCCAUUUUGGCGGAGAUUGCAAUCUUGUCACACCAAAAGGCUAGUCAAGGUGGGGCUGAUAGUUCCCUUGAUCGUACAAAAUCAGCGGACUUGAGAAAUUCAUGGAACAUGCUCUCAAAUCAAUACAUGGAAGAGUAUGAGCAAUGCAUAGCAAGCUUGCUUCCUCCAGAAGAAGCAAGGUCACUAGACUAUGAUCAACUGUAUAAAGGUUUGGAGGUGCUAUCGCAGUUUGAGAAACUUGCAAACUCUAGGGUGGUUGAUUCUGGUGUCCUGAGGGGAAUGAAUUUAGAUGACAUCCGAAAAGCUGGAGAGAGGCUUAUUCUGCAAGAUGGAUGCAAAAUUUUUUUUCAAAAGAUUGGCAAAACAAGGGAGAACCUCAAUUUAGAUGUCCAUAUUCUUUCCUAUUGCUGGUGCGCAGAUCUUAUAAGGUCAGCUUUUUCAUCAGUUGGUUGUCUAGACGGGCUGAACAUACAUUCAAAUGAGUUUGCUUUUGAGGGAUCUGUUUCAACUGGUCAUAUUAACAGACAAAUGGAGUCUCCUCUGGACAAAGCUGAAAAGUUCAAGAGCAUCAAAAGCGACGUGGGUAGUACAGGGACAUUAUUGUCAGUCUAUAUUGGGGACUCGGUUGGAGAUUUGCUUUGCUUGUUGGAGGCAGAUAUUGGUAUUGUUGUUGGAUCAAGCACAACCUUGCGGAGAGUGGGCAAACAGUUUGGUGUUUCAUUUGUUCCUCUGUUCACUGGGUUGGUAGAGAAGCAGAGGCGAAUAGAAAAGGAAGAAUCAUCCAUCUUCAAGGCACGGUCUGGAAUUCUUUAUACGGUUUCUAGCUGGUCGGAGGUACAGGCUUUCAUCCUGGGAAAUGAUUUCAGCUGAUUGCUGGUGGCCUUGUGAAUCGUUUUCCUUGGCAAACAAGUGUACAAGACUGGUGCCAAUUGAUGGACUUGAUACGAGUAAAACUCGAUGUGGCCAUUUUAUUAAAGCCGCAUGCGUGCCGACUCUCUUCCUGUACGAAUGAAUUGAAUACCUUGUGUUGUGCGAUGGUUUUGUAUGAUCAAUGUGUCAUUGAUUACACAAUCGAUGGACCCCUUUUCAUUCGGGGGUCAUUUCAUAUAUAUAUUUUUACUUUAAUUUCCGGAGUGUUUCCUGGCAUUGCAACAUAGUGAUGCACCCGAGUGUAACUGUAGAGAUGGUGUUUGUAGCAAUAAAAAGUUGAUUGCUGGAGUGGUCAUCCAUAUUAUGCUAGAGCCUGCAUGUUCAGGGAUGAUUGAACCUUACAGGCAAACAUAACAUUAUUCUCAUAUGUAUAACGAUUUGCACGUACGCAAUAUAUAUA